AUGAAGGAGUGGGAGAAGCACCGCACCGAGAUGGUGCAGCUCUACCAGGUGCACAAGCUCGGGCAGGUCAUGACUAUCAUGAAAGACAAGUACGGAUUCAAAGCAUGUCGCCGCUCUUACAUGGAGCAUUUUUCGAGAUGGGGCAUCCGGAAAUACAACCGCAACAGCGGCGGCCGCGAGGUGGUCGUGCACAACGACAGCUCGCGGCUGCCUGAUGACGAGGACGAGGACGAUGCGACCCCCUGUGACGACGGCGGCGGCGGCCUUUUUCUCGCGAGCAACAGCGGACGCUACGUCGUCGACCCGUCGCCAUCCUCGGCGUCGUCUGGUCGUGGCGGCCCGCAGCAGCAGCAGCAGCAGCAAGGCGACCACGAUGCCGACGGGCAGACGCUCUGCAUUGCCUACGGAAACCACCAUCACCACAACCACCACUUCACCCAUAACAACCACCAGGACCCCUACUCUCCGUAUCACGCGGCCGGCGCUGCUGCUGCUGGGGCGCUCGAGCAGCAGCACCACCAGCAUCAUCACCAACAUCAUCACCAGCAGCAGCCUCACGACCAUCAUCUACAACCCCAACUGGGACAUCAUCACUCGGCCAUCGGCCAGCAAGACUGGGGGGACCUGGCCAACGGCAGUUGGCCGACCUCGCACGACAUGGGAGAAUACGACACUGGCCUCGACGUCGCGAACCAAUACCUCGCUGCUGGCGGCAACCAUAUCCACGAUGGUCUUGGCCAGGGAGCAAUGAUGCAUCACGGCCGGAGUGCACACCAUGCGCACCACCCCAACCACACUGACUACAGACUGUGA
Molecule: messenger RNA, 813 nt
Organism: Purpureocillium takamizusanense
Lineage: Eukaryota; Fungi; Ascomycota; Sordariomycetes; Hypocreales; Ophiocordycipitaceae
Exons: 3
Coding region: 1-813 (270 amino acids)
Source: RefSeq, a predicted model, not a curated record